AUGAAGGGUUUCGGUUGGGAGCUGCCUAAAUUUGCUGAUCUCAUCCCUCAACUGUACCCUUUUAGAAGGCGGAAAGGACCUUUCUUUGAAAGCCUCUUUCAGUUGCCUCCAGUUGGUUAUCGAAUCAGAGCAUCUCAGUCUUCUGUGCCGAAUUCUGGUGAAGCUAGUAGUUCAAUUCCGAUGCAUCCUCAACCGCUUAAUGUGGCCCCCAUCAGCUGGUAUUCAUCGACACCAGAUAUCAAUGCUGGUUCAGUCUCAGUUGAAGCUAUAACUUUGCCGUCCAAGCGUAGCAACUCUCAGCGGCAUGCUGGGGGUCAGCCUGUAGUGGUUUUAUUUUCUGCUUGUCCAGCCAAAGAGGAGUGGGACAAUCUUAUAAAUCAUGCUAACGGCGGGGUUGCCCUUACUGGAUCGGCUUUGUAUGGAAAGGUUGGGCCAUUCAUGUGUUCAGUUGAUAUAGCUAAAUCUGAAGAUGCUUAUGUGUUCCGUGUUUCACUUCCCGGUGUUGCUAGGGAUGAAC
Messenger RNA from Capsicum annuum, 517 nucleotides. Its product is annotated as alpha-crystallin domain-containing protein 22.3-like. The transcript has 2 exons. NCBI's taxonomy places the organism in Eukaryota, Viridiplantae, Streptophyta, Magnoliopsida, Solanales, Solanaceae. Gene Ontology annotation, cellular component: nucleus. The record is from RefSeq and is a predicted model, not a curated record. The annotation marks the transcript as partial.